This is a messenger RNA of Mya arenaria, 7380 nucleotides long. Its product is annotated as caskin-2-like. The record is from RefSeq and is a predicted model, not a curated record. The transcript has 22 exons. Bases 247 to 4770 code for a protein of 1507 amino acids. NCBI's taxonomy places the organism in Eukaryota, Metazoa, Mollusca, Bivalvia, Myida, Myidae. Gene Ontology annotation, molecular function: protein binding.
UUCGCCAGGUGUAAACAAAAAGUUCGAAUUAAUAAUCGUGGAACAGCUAUUUAUCAUGGAUUAAACUGAUUCGUUGACGGAAAUUAUGAACCGAUGUGUAGGGCACGCGUUUGCCUUUAAAUGAGUAACGGUGCUUCUAGUGAAUUGGAAAUAACGGUGCACAUGUUAUCAAUGACGUAUCAUUGUUGACAACAUUACAGUUGAUUGUUGUGAUACAGUACUGUAAUAAAUAUUUUUUCCGAAACAAUGGGGAAAGAACUUGAUUUAAUAUUGGCUGUACGCAACCAAGAUUUGCAUUUGAUUACAAAACUGCUGCAGAAAAAUUAUAAAUCGUCCUCAAAAUUGAGGCCGAGAGGGUCAUCCAAGAAAGUCAAUGUCAAUUAUCAGGAUGGAGAUGGCAUGUCUGGCCUUCACCAGGCAGCGCUUAUGGGACACACGGAGAUCAUGCAGCUACUCCUCCGCAAUGGUGCCAAUGUCAACCUCAAGGACAACAAAGGUAUGAUAGCGCUACAUUAUGCUGCAUGGCAGGGGAAGUUGGAGCCCGUGCAUGUGUUACUCGAGUGGCGGUCACACACCAAUGAGCCUGCAGCUGCUGGGGAAACUCCCCUCCACCUCGCGGCACAGCAUGGACACUUUGACGUGGUGAACCUGUUGCUACUGCACCAGGCAAGCCCCCUGGCCCCAAACAAGGACAGAAAGACGCCGCUUCACCUUGCUUGCGAGUUUGGCAGAUACAGGGUUGUGGACCUGUUGUUGAGGAGUAACUUGUGUUGCCCACUCCUGGUGGACAGCUGUAGUGAUCUGGCUGAAAACAGGCCAACCUGUCUCCACCUUGCUGCAAAAAAUGGACACAGUGACAUCAUUAGGUUGUUGCUGCAGGGUGGAAUGAACGUGAAUCGGUCGACGCCGCAGGGUACCUGUCUUCACGAGGCUGCACUCUUUGGGAAAACUGAUGUUGUCCGUCUCCUGUUAGAUUGUGGUGUAGAUGUGAACAAGGUCAACUCAUACGACCAGACGGCCCUUGACAUCGUGAACAAAUUCACCGCCAACCGCGCGUCCCGCGAAAUCAAAGAGAUCUUGAAAGAGGCUAGUUUCUGUGUGCAGGCGAAGGCUGUGCGGGAUUACUGUAACAUCGCCAACCCUGCCACGCUCACUUUCCGCAAUGGUGACCUCAUAAAGAUAGUGGAGCAGCGUCAGGAUGGUAUGUGGCGGGGUUCACUUGUACGGGACGGUGGUUCCGGACAGACAGGAUGGUUCCCUGCUGACCAUGUCGUCCUCAUAGACACAGGCGGUGGGCGGAAACCGCUGCGAUCCAGUUCCUCCUACUCCACACCACCCUGUACGCCUGACAAGCCCUCAGCCCGCUCCAGCAGUUUCUCCUUCAAUGGUAUUCAUCCACCUCUCACGUCGAGUCGAAGCUCAUAUGGAAGUAUUGGCCAUGACGAGGCAUUUCCUCCCCCACCCUCUCCAACAUGCAUCAGCAAGUUCCAACACACCGGUCACACAAGUAAUCGAACAGGUAGUGAGAUGGAGUCCGUACUGGAGGCUGAGCCCACCCUAUUCCCACCCCCGCCUAUAUUUGUCACCCAGCCGCCCUGCGACCCUGACACUCUAGAUGAGGUUGGGGCUGAUUUGAUGUCGAUGCCCCCUCCCCCUCCCCCGUCCUACCAGAACUAUGUCAACAACAACACACCCCAGGCAGUGGUGAAUGGGAAGAUGCAAGUAAACCACGUGGGUGACCACCUGUAUGUGGAUAAUGUUGAGCCCGCAUAUCAGAACAGCUGGGAUGCCCGGUCAGCAAGCCCUGCGGGCAGCAACCGUAACAGCUCUGCCAGCACUGACAGUGGCCGGGGACUCUCCACCAACUACCUCGAUCCUAAGGGUCACCACAACUAUGUGAACGUGCAUGUGAGCAACCAGUAUCGGCUGUCGGGGACGAGUUACGAGUCUGGGGUAUCCUCCCGCCAGAGCUACCACAGCACGUCCAGCUCGAGCGUGGGCAGCCUCGACCGUCUGGAGGAGAGCGGGUACUCCAGCCAGGUCAACGUGGCCGAACUCUUCCAGGCUGGUCUGCCGGACCAUGAAGUUCUGCGUGCAUGGUUACGUGACCUGAAUUAUGAGGAAUAUUACCAGAACUUCAUGUCCGCGGGCUACGACAUGGCGACCAUCACGCACAUGACACCCCAGGACCUCACAGCAAUCGGCAUCUCAAAGCCAGGACACAGAAAAAAAUUAAAGGCCGAGAUUGCCAGGCUUAACAUAAAUGACGGCAUCCCUGACUUCAAACCCAAUGAUCUGCAUGAUUGGUUGAGGAUGUUGAACCUGGAGCAGUAUUACAGCACACUGGCCAAUCAGGGCUAUGAUAACAUUGACUAUGUGACGGACAUCACAUGGGAGGACCUGGAAGAGAUAGGCAUACAGAGGCUAGGUCACCAGAAGAAGAUAAUGCUUGCCAUUGAUCGUCUCAAGAGGAUUGUGUCUGUCUCCAAGCGUCUGUCCACAAUGGACGGUACAAACCGAGACUCUGUGGAGGUGCUGGAGCCGGCAGUGGCAUGUGUGCGCUGGUCCGGGGAGCGCUCCUCCCCUCCUCCCCCUGCCCCACCCCAGUACAAUGAGCUUCCUCCCUACCUCAAACCUCGACGCUCAUCUUCCGGUGACAGUUUGAGCACAAACUCCAGUGGGGAAAUGAAGUCCAUGAACCAGCCCCUGGAGUCAGAAUACGCCAACACCAGCAGUCUACAGUCCAAAGCUCCUGCCGUGGUUCCCAUCCAGGUGAAGCGCUCUAUGUCCCAGUCCACCCCUAACAGUGUGAGUGAGCGGGAGCCCGGCAGCCAUCCUAAGAUGUGCCAGUCCUUCCACAUGCCGCCUGACCGCACCUCCGACUACUCCGACCGGGAAAACACGCCCACUGGAGACGACAUGAACAUCGUGUCACCUGCAUCUGGUGUCGCUGUGGCUCCACUGGUCGCAGCCAAGCCUAAACCUGUAGCCAUGAUUGUAGCCAAGUGUAAACAUUCUAGUCGAGAAGGGUCACCAGAUAUCAUUGAUAUAGAAAAACAUGAAGCUGAGAAAAAUCUGGAUGGAUACAAAAGUCCUGUUCAAAACCUGGAAGGAUUUAAGUAUCCACUUUCCACGGGUAAUGGGAGCUUAAAGAGGAGAACCAGUGAUAAUAUUUAUGAUGUUCCCCAGUUGGGGCCUCCCCGCACUGUCCAGAACUAUGUCAACUACCCUCCCAUGUCCAUGUCUGGGGCUUUGCCCAUGUCCGGGCACCAGGUACAACCCAGGAUAGGUAGCCCGCUGCACGUGACGACGGGGUUCAACUAUCCCCAGCAGGCAGGCUCCCCCCGGGCCUCUCAGCAGAACUCCCCAGGAGGACGGGCGAAGAAAGCCCCACCUCCCCCACCAAAGAGGACAGCAUCCAUCAAAUCCAUGGAGACUGUAAAUAAAAACAUGGGAGGAGUGAAUCAAGGUCUAAGUACGAUGUCAAGUAGUGGAGCGAUGACAUCAGUGCUGUCCCCUCCCCCCAUUCAACAGAAACCUCAGAUUGCCCAGGCACAGUCUCAGGCCUUUGUGAACUGUGUCCAGAGCCUCUCUGAGAGGUUUGGCAAGAAGAGUGAGGACACAGGGGAUGGUGUGUGUUCUGACGGGGAGGACAUGGCCUCUGCUCCGCCUGUAGCCAUGGAAAUUAUAGAACCAAAGAUUUCAAACUAUGGCCUCCUGGGUAAAAAUGACAAAGCUACAUCAGGGGAAUAUAUGUUACAGCAAAGACUCAAGAGGGAAAGCACCUCAAGUGCUAAUUCAGGAAAUAACUCUGUUGAAAGUGCUUUUGGUGUGAAAUUACGUCAAGCCCAAAGUGAGUCUCAGUCACAAACACAUGCAGAUGAGAACUCAAACUUUAGUAGUCAGCCAAACCAGCCAGAUAAAGGUCUGCCUCAAGAAAGUGUUCAAAACAAUGGGAUUAGUUCACAGAGUGCUCAAAAUUGUGUUCAGAUAAGUAAUCCAAAUACAGACAGUGGAUUUACCAAAACUAGGCCAAGUGAUGAACCUGAGACACAUAGAAAGGACUCAACAGGUAGUGGUCGUAGUGUGGAUCUGAGUGCUUCCACAUCCAGUUUAGACUCAAACACAUUACCAUUUGCCAAUGAGAAUGUAGGAACCAUUAAACAGCGGGCUCAGCAAGCUAAACCUUCUCUAGUCAUGUUUAUGGAGCAUGGUGACGUGUCCCAGGAUGGGGAAAGCCUUGAAAGAGGGGACACUGUGUUCGUGGACAACACUGACACAAUGAAGCGGGCCCCGUGUAAGGUCCCAAAACCCCAGCAGCCUUCUGUACAGCAGCUACAGGGUCAACAACCGCCCGUGAUGCCAAAACCCCAGACUUAUCAACAGUCAGCCAGUGCCAUUGGUGCCCAUACUGCUGUGUCUCCCCAGCAGCCCCAGGCUCCUGGGAGCCCCCCGUCCUCCAUUUCCAGGGUGGGGCCAGGCUCCCCACCCCCACAGCAGCACUACAAUGCCAGUGUGACCGCCUCAUAUGUGCCAACAGCUCAGUCCAGUCUGCAGAACAAAGGUAUGGUGAAACCAGCCUGCCCUCAAAAACCCAGGCCAAAGCCAGCUGUGUCGCCUAAACCACAGCCUAAACUGGCUGGAAGCACUCCUGGGGCCCAGAAGGGUAGCGGGAAGAAGUCUGGGGACGUGCUCAGUGAGAUUGACACCAUGUUGCAGGGACUCACAGACGAACUAGAUGCUAUGUUAGAGUUUGACAUCCCUGAGUGACCCAGCCAUGGCUCCCCUGAGCCCCUGUAGGGAGGAGGACUCAAUUACUUGAGCCAACAGGUGCUGGCUCUUCACAGAAAGUGUAGGCAAGAUGGCCAUACAAUUUGUGAAUAUUAAAGAAGACAGCAGCUAGUUCACUGUGUUCAAAUUCUUGUAAACACUUCGGUGACAGUAUUUAACAAAAGAGGCUCAUUUAUCAUACAGCAUUCUGUUGAUAAAUUUGAAAGAAAAAACUAAGGGAAUACUGUUGUUAUUGUUAGUGUUUGUAAAUAGAGAUUUGUAGGGAGCCAAAAGUGAAUGUCCUUGUGACAGUGUGGCUGUGACCCUUGUGACACUGUGGCUGUGAUCCUGACAGUGUGGCUGUGAUAACUACCUGCUUUUGCUAGUCAAGGUCAUAGAGGAGCCCCUUGAUAAAGGUCAAGGAUGCUGACUGUUGUGCUGGGAACCAUGCUGUACACAUCUUGUUUGUUAAAUCUGGCAUAUAUAUUUGUACAGUACAGAACUACAAAUGCCUGGUGUUAAGUGAAGAUCACAAUCAACUAUCAAUAUAAAUGAUAAGUUUGUGCUCUGCAGUGAUCAAAUCCUACUCUUGGAACAAUGUUCUGUUGUUUUAUUUCAAGUGAUGAAAAUAUAGUCAGAAUUAUUUAGCAAACAAAUACAGAACACUUGCAAUGACUCAUGCAUAUAACAAAUCUUUAAUAAAAUACUGAUGUGUUACUUUUCUUUUCCAAGUAACCUAGAACCUAGAAACAUUAAUGACUAAAUUUUGAAUGGAGUCUUUAUCUCUUUUUUGAGCAAGGCCCAGGCUGUACAUGAAGAGAUUCUUUAGAAACACUUCUUAUCAGUAGAUGGAUGAUAAAAGAUGGAAUUUGAAACAGGAUGUUGUUCAUUUUUUCCUAAACACACACUAGACCUUUUAUCUGUAGAAUUUGCAUGUAGAUAUCUGUUGGCUGGGUUUUAUUGGAAUCUUAUUUGAGAGGUGUAAUCUGCGGGUUCCUAUGUAGAAUCAAAGUGCAUUAUAGAUGGUAUACGAGUGUCUAUAUCCAACCCCUGGGCAGGGACAGCUGCUGUGUGGGGCUUGUGGAGGCUGGGACUGUGCCUAGGUACCUUCCUCCUCACCCCUUACCAGUAUCUCAACCCCAUUGGGAGGAUCACAGCUAUGCGGGGUAAAGGCUGAUGCCCCCUUCAUCCUGCCCCUGCUUAAGCAUCGUGACGUGCCCGGGCUUGGAGCACUGUAUCAGUGUUUGGGAAAAACAGGUCUGAUGACUCACUUUAUACUCGUGGAUUCAUAUGAUAACUCUUUUUAAUUAAAGCAGAUACAUGUCAGUGCUUCAAAGUUGCUGAAAGAUAUGACUGGGGGGUUCAAUCCAUCUGGCUCUAUCCGACAACCUCUCAAUAUCUUUCAGCUAUUUUUUUCAAUUUCGAGAAGUAUUGAAUGACUGACAGUAUUGAAUGAGAACUUCAGAUUUCUUUGUCCUGGUAAUUUAUGCGGAAGAUCUUCUAUAAAUGCACUUUAAAACUAUCACAUACCAGUAUGCAUUGCCUGGUUCCCUUUUUCUUUUUGUUGAUUAUGAAUAUGUCAAAAGGUAUCACAUGCAUACAUUAUGUAAAAGAAAUUUGUAAAUUGAUGUACAGUAAACAUGAACUAUGUAAAAUGUUGUUAGUAAUUAUUUAUUUGACUUUGUUAAUGAUAAGAAGCCAUUUAUAAUGUUUCUUGUUCAGAACUCGGUAGACAAAAAGUGUGAAGAGAUGGGUUGUGAAUGAAGGGAGAUAACUGCUCUACACUGUAGACGUGGAUCUCCACAGUGAUCAUACUUGAAUCUCAGUGGAGGUUUCCCGACUGUAGCUCAUAUGUGCAAUAUGUUUUGUAAUUUGAUGGCCAGUUUAUAGGUAGUAUCGAUUAAACUGAUAUCAGAUAGAAUGAAUUAGAAUGUUUUGAUCAAAUAAAGUUUCAGUACUUGUUACGAUAUUACAUCAAAGAAAUAACUCCAUUUAGAACUGAUGAUGCACAUUUUUCAUAUUGAAUCAAACAGUCAUGAGCACACAAGGAAUCUUGGUUAGAUUUGUUUUUUUAGCCAUAAGGUAUUUUCACUGUGACUUUUAUAUAUAAGUUUUUUUUAUUGAUUGUUUGCUUUAAAAAUAACUUGCAGAUACAAAAACAAAAAUACAGAAACAAAACUGCAUCAGCCUUUUCCACACAUCUUCUGCCAUUUGCUUAAAACUUAACAUUGUUAAGCCUGCAAGGACUACAUAACUUUUGGAAUUAAUUAUUUUUUUGGCUAUGAUUAUCCUGCCUGUUUAAUCACUGGAAGCAUGUAUCACUGGAAGCAUGUUUUAUUUUUUGAUUCUAAGAUAUUUUGAAUGAACAUCAAUCAGCGCUGGACCAUGCUGUUGUUGUUUUAUAAGGCUGUUUAAAGGGUCUCUGGAGCGACUGGGUGCGCAAUAAUAUAUAUGAAUAUAUUGAUUGAAAUUGUGCUUUGGCAUUUUGCAUAAUAAUCCAUGUGUACCAAAUAUCUGUGUGUUAAUCUUGAUUAGUGUAUUUAUCAUAUCUACAUGUACACACAGCUACUGAAAUGAACAAGGGAAUACAAAUAAAUAACUUAGAAAUCA